AUGGGUUUUGGAAACCGAACCAUGGUAACCCGCGCGCUGGACAAGGCGUUCUACGAGUUCGCGGAGUUGGACCGCACGCCGGACCACGAGGGCCGGCAAGUCAUCAACGCCGCGGAACUCUACGCCUGCGUGCUGCUCGCGUACAAUUAUGUGAAUAAGUUCUCCCCAGGGUCGCACCUGGAUCCCCCUAAGAAGACAGAGGUGUUCAGAAUGAUGCAGACGUUCGACCUGAAUAGCGACGGCGUGUUGGACCGUGUCGAGUUUGAACGAUUCGUGGAGAGCUUCGGCAAGAACUUGACAAGGCGGGCGAUUGUCAAUGCCACUGUUGUGUGCGCAGCUGUUCCAGCUCUCGUGUUUCUGACCAAGGCGUCCCUGAAGGAGUUUGAACCAACGCACAAGGUCGGGAAGAAGAUCCCUUCUUCCUUGUUAGCUUGUGUUUUCACUACCGUAUUUAAGAUCGCUGGUCUCUGGUAG
Messenger RNA from Closterium sp. Yama58-4, 474 nucleotides. Lineage: Eukaryota; Viridiplantae; Streptophyta; Zygnematophyceae; Desmidiales; Closteriaceae. The record is from the annotation of a GenBank genome assembly.